This is a messenger RNA of Rhopilema esculentum, 5268 nucleotides long. RefSeq names its product potassium/sodium hyperpolarization-activated cyclic nucleotide-gated channel 3. NCBI's taxonomy places the organism in Eukaryota, Metazoa, Cnidaria, Scyphozoa, Rhizostomeae, Rhizostomatidae. Gene Ontology annotation, cellular component: HCN channel complex; membrane. Gene Ontology annotation, biological process: regulation of membrane depolarization; potassium ion transmembrane transport; sodium ion transmembrane transport. Gene Ontology annotation, molecular function: voltage-gated potassium channel activity. The record is from RefSeq and is a predicted model, not a curated record.
AUGUUGUCAGUUGAAAGACUAAAUAGGGUCUUAGUUUCAAUUAGCGUCAUACAAGUGUACAAUAAGAUAAUGGACAACAAAAUGUCAAAAGCUGGAAAAGUGUCAAGGCAGCUUCUACAGUUUGGCAGGAUGGAUGUAAGAAAAAGCGAGCCAAAGAAAUCGGAAGCUGAAAGUAGAUGGGAUCGGCUAUUUAGUUUGCGACGAAACUCGAGGUCGAAGAGCCAGUGUAAUGGUGCACAGAAGAAAGUGUCGCCGGCCAAGGAAGGGUUCUUGGAUUCAAGGGGUAACAGACGUCGACGAACUGUUAGCGAAAUAGUCAUCAAUGUAUUGGAAAGCGACUCUGAAAAUGAUUGUAACAUGAACUGCGAAACAGAGCUGAAUAAUAGUGUUUCUGAGUCUAAUAAUGAGAGAUCAGAGGGGUGCGCAAGUUAUGAACGGAAAUCAGGCAAGGCACGAAGUCUUGACGAGUCGCCAAUAUCUGGCGCCUUUCAGAGAACGUCACGCCAAUCGACCUUUGAUGAAAAGAUCACUCCCAUUGGGCGUCUGCUUGUUCCGGUGAGGAAAGAAGGAGAAACAGAGGUUGAAACCGGUGGAUCGGGGUUCAACUCACUUUUCAUUUCACCAGAAGGCCCACUCGACAAUGAUCUAGACUCGGCAGCAGAGGAACUGUCGAGAAUCGAGAGAAUAAAGAAAUGGUUCGAACCAGCGGAAACUAAUGUGAAUUUAAAGAUAUUUGGGGGUGACAGGGGACUUGCGAAGGAGAAGCAAAGAAUGAAAGCGUUUGGAUUUUUGAUACAUCCAUACAGUGCCUUCAGGAACUUCUGGGACUUGGUCGUGCUUCUUCUACUCGUCUCGAACAUGAUUAUUCUCCCAGUGACGAUAACGUUCUUUCGCGAAGACCUCAGCCCAGUUAUGGUGAUGUUCAAUGUUGUUUCAGAUAUUUGUUUCAUGGCUGACAUUUGCCUGAACUUCAGGACAGGCUACAUGGCACCUGGGGCAGGAGUCCAUAUCAUUCUUAAACCAAAACUUAUUGCGAAAAGGUACCUUCGAACAUGGUUCUGGCUCGACUUCAUUAGUUCGCUGCCCUUCGAUUACAUUCUUAGUUCAGCAACUGGAGACAGUGAUGGCAUAGCUGUUAAAGGCGCCUCCAGAGCUCUCAAGUUCCUGCGCCUUGCUAAACUUCUCAGCCUUCUAAAGCUUUUAAGAAUUUCGAGGAUCUUGAGAUAUAUCAAGCAAUGUGAAGAGAUAUUCCACAUGACAACCUCGUUUAUGCGUUACAUUAAGCUAAUAGCAAUGAUGCUACUUGUUGCCCAUUGGAAUGGCUGCCUCGGUUUCCUUGUGCCGAUGCUUCAAGACUUCCCCGAUGAUUGUUGGGUCACCAUCAAUAAUCUGAAGGAUGCAGAAUGGACAGUGCAAUAUUCAUGGGCUCUUUUUAAAGCUCUUUCGCAUAUGCUUUGCAUUGGAUAUGGAAGAUACCCCCCUGCCACUUUGUCUGAAGCCUAUAUUACUAUAUUCAGUAUGAUCACGGGGGCAACUUUCUAUGCUCUUUUCAUCGCUCACUCCAUGGCAUACAUCCAGCAUGUCGACUCUGCAAGGAGACAGUACGCAGAAAAGUUCAAGCAAGUGGAGGAAUACAUGACCUACCGAUCUUUACCUGAUCACGUGAAAGAGAGGCUGUCGAAUUACUAUGAGCAUAGAUAUCAAGGCAAAAUGUUCAAUGAAGAGCAGAUCCUUGGUGAGAUAUCAAGACCACUCAAAGAGGAGAUUGUGAGCCAUAACUGCAGAGAUCUCGUUGACGCUGUCCCGUUCUUCAAGAAUGGCAGUGCCUUGUUCGUGAGAAAAGUGCUGACCCUACUCCGGUUUGAAGUUUUCUUACCUGGUGAUUACAUAAUCAGAGAAGGGACCUUUGGAACUGAGAUGUAUUUCAUAAGGCAAGGAUCAGUGGAUAUAUUGGUCAAUGGAGAGCGCACUACCACUUUGAAUGAAGGAAACUACUUUGGAGAGAUAUGCUUGUUGGCGAACGCUAGGAGAAUUACCAGUGCGAAAGCCGCUUCAGUCUGCGAUUUAUUUGUCCUACCUGCUGCCAGUUUCAAAAAUAUUUUGGAAGAAUUCCCGGAUGUAAAGGUCUUAGUUGAACAUGUUGCGAUCCAUAAAUUAUUAGACAUUCGGAAACAGGUACGAUUGCAGACAGGUUCAACAGAAGCUGCUGAUGAUUUGCUGUUUGGAUCAGGUUUGCAGCGAAGAUGGUCGAUUGUGCAAGAACCCUUUCAUGAUGAUACUGUUAAGGAGGACAGCACCCCAAAGAUUUACUUAAGGAGACAAUCAAUGAAAGACUUUGUAAUGAAUAGAAAAGAAUCCAAUUGCAUCGAUGGUUGCUCUUUGGAGCACCUGGUUGAGACACACAGGAAGGGCGCCGAGUCUUGCAUACUUUGCCAAGAAGACUUAACCAAAGUCGAUCUGACAAAGCAGAGUCUGUAGUAAUAAAUGUGCAAGACACAUUCAUCAUUUUAUGUUGUCUAGCGUGUUCUCCAUUCCGGCUUUAAGAGAGCCAGAAUACUUUAUUUUGCUCAUUUUUGAACAAUGAUAAAUGUCAAUGGUCUGAUCAAGGAGCAUAGCUCUCCCUAAAUGUGUAGGAUAAUCAUGCAAUUUUUAUCCUUAAGCAUUAAUUAUCUUUCAUAUGGUUUACAUUUCCCUUGCCAAUGCACCCACAAAUAACCAAAACAUCCCAUGUUUAGUUUAAAGUUGCUUAUAGGGUCCCCAUUGCUUGCAUCGUUCGUGCUUUUGAGGUUUAACAAUCGCGUAAAUUUUUCAUUAGUAAAAUUCAUUUGCUAAGACAAAUUUUUUAAGACUCGAAUCAAAGCAUGUUUUCACCAAACCCCUAAACAGUACCGUAAUUUACACCAGUUCAUUACAUUCAUAGCCAAUGCUAUCUUGAGUCGUCUAAAUAAGCUAUUUCAAUUCAGAAAAGACCUGGUCUGAUCUUUCAACUAGAACAUUUUCAACCUACUAAUGCAGUGAUGUCAUGAUGCACAAUUAGCUUUUGUUAAAAUGGUCAGUAAAGGUUCUGGAGUUUGCUUUGUGUUCGAGCCUUAAGGAAAUAGGCCUACAGACAGCAGUUCAAAUGAUCAAUAUAGAUUAAAGAGAAAUCUGGAAUGCGAGAAAAACUUUUGUUGGUUAAGAGCUUAUUUCACAUUAGGAAAAGUAACGUGCAGAUACGUGUAGUAUUUACAAAAGGCUAAUUUUUGUUGCCUUAAGAAUUAGUGGAUAAAGUCAGUGGUAGCAGAAAUUUUGAAAUGUUAGGAUUUUUCUGAGAAAAUUAUAUAAACGGUGCCCAAUAUUCUAGGAAUUGGUGCGCAACAUAAAAAAUCAAACAUUUUUAAAUUGUCUAGAAUGUGAUAAACGAAAUGAUAUUUAAAUAUUAACUGAACUUAUCAAACUUAAAAGCUAAUUAAUGGAGAUCCAAAUAAAUUCCACAGGACAAGUAAAAUGUAAAUAUCAAUAGGUUUGUUAGUUAGACUCAAGACUAAAGCACUUUAGACUCAAAAUACUAUGUUAAGAGACAGAUGUACCAAUUCCGAUAAUUUCUAUGAAGCCAAAAAACAAUACCUAAGUACAGAAAAUAGAUUUAGUCCAAGUGUAAAAGUAAUGAGUAUAGCUAGGCUUAAUAAUUGGCGACAUCGUUUUAUCCCAGUAUAAAUGUUUCUUCUCCCCAUGUUAGUUUCUUGGUAAUGCUAAAUGAUGCAAACUGUCUUCCAAGAAGGCUUCAACUAAGUUGGAUAUAAGGUUUAUGAGCUACUGUUCAAAUUGAUUGUAGUGCAAACCAACACCAAAUUGUAAAGAAAAUUGUUUUAAAGCAUGUCAAAAUGGAUAUUGGGUAUCUUGGAUGCCGGAGCCACAAAAUUUCGAACAUGGAAAUGAAGAACCAAGCGGAGAAGCGGAGGAGCAUUUAGCUUUUCGUUCCUCUCAGAUGGAUGUUUUCAGAUAGAUUCUCCUCCGCUUCUCCGCUCCUAAUUUCUGUUACCCCGUUCGAAAUUAUGUGGCUUUUGCACCCAUUAUGGAUAUUAGGAAGUAAGGAAAGUGAUGAAAUAAAUGGUAAUAUCACGAUUGGAGAUAGGGGGAUAAGGAAUCACAAUAGAGGUUAUGUAUUUUCUCGUGUUUUUAAAGACAUUUUCCACUGGUCCAGAGCUGUUAAAUUGCGCCCUUUUCCACAAGACAGAGAUAUAAUUGUAUUAUGAUUAGGAGUGAGGAUUCUCGCAAAUAUUGCAUCGUUCAAUUGUGACCUUAGUCGGAGGCCUUUUGACUACAUGAUAAAGAACUGUAAAAUUACUUGGCUAUGAGAAAUGGUUAGAAUGAUUAAAAUCUUUUUGUACUUUUGUAAUUUAUUUAUUUAUUUGAAAGUUGAAAUCUGUUAUAUGUUAAUACCAGGAACAAGAAUUAUAAAUAUUAGUGUGCUUCUGACUACCAGACAAAAUUAUUGUGUUUGCAAUUGAAAUAAGAUUAUUGAAAAUAUCGAAAGAAAUUCAUAUAUUCCUUUUUCUUUGCCUAAUCUGUCGAUUGUCAAAUUAUAGCUUUUUCUCAUUCUUUGUUUCUUUCUUUUCUUCAUUUCCUACUGUGUUUUUUCGAGAAUAUGUUAUCAGUGCUUAGAAGAAACCAACUGACUAAUUUAUGGGCGAUACGACAAACUUACGGGUGAUAUUCUGUUAUCGCGAUAUUCUGACACCAAAUCGUAUUAUGCUGGGGACGCUGUAGAAUUGUAGAUCAUAGGUACGUUUAUCAAAGUCAACAGAUGUUGUCUCCUCUCACAAGUCUUGUUAUAAAUAAUAUAAAUAAUGCCAAAGUGAAUUUGCGUUGGAAUGGUUCCCUAUCGAAAGCCCUUUCGCGGGGAAAUAAGCUACGGGGACAAUCCUUGGUUUAUAUAAAGAGGAGGACACUAGGCUAUUGUUUAAAACAUUGAAAAUUCACUGGGGCUACAAGGGAGGGGGCAAAGGCAUUCCUAUAAAUAUUUUGAAAGGUCACUGGUGUUUUUGGAGUACAGAAGAAAAUUCUAAAAAAAUAUAUGGAGUUUCCGUAUGAAGCUUUCUGUAUGGGAUACCAUUAUUGCCAAAUAUUUUCUUUUGCCAAACACUCUCGUCAGGGACAGAAAAUUUCUACUCUUUGCCCCGCCAAUCUUCCAACCCUGGCUACGCCACUGCUUCUUAUUUUCUCUACCUUAAAUUUUAAAACCGAAUUUCAAAAAUGGGCAUUUCCAGGGGUCUAGUGCUAGGGGGC